AUGAGGAAUUUGAUGGAAUACGCGAACCAGAACACCGGUGUUCAACCGCUGCAUCCAAUCUCGUCGGAACUGACCCGUUGGCUGACCGAAAAGGCGCUUCCGGUGUGGUUCACCUGCGGGGUCGACCUUGCCAAAGGAGAGUGUUUCGAAGCCAUCGACCUGAUCGAUCAAAAACCCACGAAGGAUCCGCGGCGUGCGCGUGUUGUUCCGCGUCAGAUAUAUUCAUUUCUUGAAGGGGCUAAACUUGGCUGGGAAGGUCCGGCCGACGAGGUGGCCACGUCCCUCUUCGACUGGUAUUUGCAGAACUACCUGACCAAAAGCGGUUAUUUCGCUUCGGCGGUCGACAUCGAAAACAAGAUCGUUGACGACACAUUCGAUCUCUACAAUCAGGCUUUUGCGCUGUUCUGUUUUGCAAAUGUUGCUUCUCAUCUUCCGGCCAGGAAGGCGGAAGCCACCGAACAGGCCGCCAACCUGGUGAAUUUCCUUGUAGAACACUACAAGCAUCGGGAAGGUGGUUUCCGCGAGGCAAAUCCUGACCGCCGCCCGCUUUGCUCCAAUCCCCACAUGCAUCUGUUUGAAGCCUGCCUUGCCUGGGAGGACACCUCGGAUGAUCCCAUCUGGGCGGAACUUGCCGAUGAAAUUGCAGAACUUGCGCUGAACAGCUUUAUCGAUCCGGUCAGCGGUGGUCUUCGCGAAUUUUUUGACCUGGACUGGACCCCCUUGCCCGGAGACAGGGGGCGCAUCAUGGAACCGGGACAUCAGUUCGAAUGGGCAUGGUUGUUGUGCCGUUGGGGACGAUCGCGCCAGGAUGCCGCAGCGAUCAUAGCGUCCCGGAGGCUAUACGACAUUGGCUGGACCUACGGUAUCGACGAGAACCGGGGCGUCACUUUCAUGGCGCUGAACGACGAUUUCACCGUUCAAAAUUCGCUCGCUCGCCUUUGGGGACAAACAGAGUGGAUAAAAGCCGCGAUUGCGCUGACCGAAGUCUCUGGCGGAGCGGAAAGAGCAGCCUAUUUCACGGACAUCCCGGCGGCGGUCAGUGCAUUGCGCAUCUAUCUGGACAAAGCUCCAGACGGGCUAUAUCUCGACAAGAUGGACCCGGCCGGCUCGUUCGCCGACGAACCGGCACCUGCCAGUUCUCUCUACCACAUCGUUUGUGCUGUAUCCGAACUGGACCGAUUUACCGGCGGGUCCUGA
This is a messenger RNA of Effrenium voratum, 1197 nucleotides long. Lineage: Eukaryota; Dinophyceae; Suessiales; Symbiodiniaceae. The record is from the annotation of a GenBank genome assembly.